CAACGGAUGAGCUCGCCUGCCGGAAGAAGAAAAAAAAAAACGGCAGGCUGGUGGUAGACAAAAUGGACAAGAACGCCAAGGGCAGAAUAAAAGGAUUUGGGAACAGCAAGAUCCCCUCUUCUUUCUUCACCUCGAUUUGCUUCUCGCUUUUCCCCUCCCCCCCAAUUCAAAGAGCAAUCGUGCGGUGAACUCCCCCCCUUCUCUCACCCAACUCCGCAACGAUCAAGCAUUCGCGUCUCACCUCAAACGAGUUGAUCCGCGUAUUCCUUUAGAACGGCGGACAGACUUACUUGGGGGAAAAGCGGAUCCCGGACUCUCACCGUACCUCAUUCCCUCUAUACUUCCGCUCAUCUUGCGUGCGGGUCUGUAAGCUUUCUCAAGUUGACGAUACGCUUUCUCAUCAAACUACACUCCGCUGGCCGGAGAUUGUGUUUUGUACUAUCAGUGAGUACUUUUGUGACAUAACAACCAUAUGGGCACUGUGCAAAACAAGCAGAUGAAAGUGUGUGUGAUCUGUCGAUCCUGGUCGUGGGAAAAAAAAAAGCAGCUUUGUCAGAUGCCAUAAACUGGUUGUGAAAAACGGACUUUUCUCCCAUUGGCUUGUGCGUUGAUGGGCGCGAUUGCAACAAUGUCUCUUGCUUUUUCCCACGGUCAAUAUGGUUCCAUGGUUGUUGGCUGGAUCGCUUGAUUGCUGGCUCCCUCGGUUUGAACGCAACCCCACGCGCUCCAUUUGGCACAUGACGUCACUGGAUACUUUUGGCGGGCACCAACCGGAUCCAAUGUGAGGUUCCAAUCGUGUUCCAUUGCCAAAAAAAAUGAUCGGCCCCCCGAUGCGGCUGUGCCUUCUCAACGGCCCCUUCCGAGUUGGGUGCUUGGCGGUUUUCUCUUACCCUUCCCCCCUCGUCCGCCAAGAACCACCCCUCAAAGACAAUCAAGGCCGUCGCGAGCUCCUUGCAACUCUUGUACUUGUUGCUGGCUUGAAAGGUGCAUCCAAAUUCUCGCCGCAGAGCAUUUAAACGGCGAGCUACUAUUUUUGGAUACGCCGCGACGGACGGUUGUGAAACUGUAUUUUUUGCACGAGGGUCUCGGAUAUCAUCAACUUUGGGCGCGCAAACCGUCCACGGAUUUCCUGGCCCGCAGCAAGAGCUUACUCGGGCCGCCUCGACCUGGCCCCUUGUGUUCCUAUCGGCGUUGGCAUAUGCGCCCCCUCUUUGCCUUUUCGCCUCUGUACAUAGUGCUUGUAUAUCUGCUGCGAAUCUGCAACGUUCCCAAACGUCAAUCUGCCUCGGUGCUUUUGCUCUCUUGUACAUUCUCCUCGAGCCCCGGCAGCCAGCGAUCCUGCCCAACCCAGCCCAUUGGAACCUACUUGCGUGGGAUCAUUGGGAACCCAGCUCACAGCACCCCUGCCAACAACGUUGCCGUCACAAGAGACACUAUCUAACGUCUUUUGUGUUCUUUUGGUCAGGUCUUUACAUAGAUUCGUUUCUAGUUCGGACGCCCAUUGGCACCCGGCAUACAUAGACUUGUACAUAACCUGUUAGAUUUUAUUUACUGAUUCAACGAUAUGGAGGCUCUGCGACAAUACCUCGCACAAGUCCCUUGGAAGCCAAUCUUCCAGCGGUUACCUGGACUAUGGUUGCUUUGCAUGCUCCCAUUCGCCUUCCUAGGUCCCGUGUACGCGCCUGUGCUCUUUGGGCUGUACUACUUUGCCCUCCAUCUUGCAUUUUUGGUGAAUAAUGCGCGUUCAGCCUACGGAAUGUAUAUCGCUUACACAAAUGCGAAACUGUACUCGAUCACGGACUGGCUUCAAAAGUAUUGCCAGGAGACUGGAACUGUGGACGGAAACGACACUCGUCACGACCUCCCCUUCGAACAGGUGAUCCACGUUGUCAUCUUGCCCAACUACAAGGAAGAGAUGGAUACCCUUUGUGAGACGCUUGAUGUGCUUGCUAGUCACACUCGGGCCGUCUCCCAGUACAAGAUCUGUUUGGCAAUGGAGGAGAGCGAAAAGGGCAGCGUGGAAAAGGCCCAAACACUCAUGAAGAUGUACGCCGAUUCCUUCUACGAAAUCACUUACACUGUUCACCCUCUUGGUCGUCCUGGUGAAAUCCGUGGUAAAUCCAGUAACGUUGCUUGGGCUGCGUCCCAAAUGGCGCUUCGCAGCGGUGGUGGCCUUGCCGGUCGUCACGAGCACGAGAUCAUCACAGUUAUGGAUGCCGAUACCUGCUUUGCUGAAGAUUAUUUCAGUGCGGUUACCUUCCACUACACUACUGCUUCCCCUGAACAACGCAGGAUCAUGAUGUUUGCUCCAUGCACUGUGUUUGAUCGCAACUCCAAGAAUGUUCCCGUUUUUGUCCGUGUCACCGACAUGUUCUGGUCUAUUGGCGUCAUUUCCAACCUUUACCCAUCCUCUUCUGUCAAAAUCCCCUGUUCUGCAUAUUCUGUCUCGAUGGAUCUCGCUCUCGCUGUCAACUUUUGGGAUGCUGGGCCAGAAGCCAUUGGAGAGGACAUGCACAUGUACCUCAAGUGUUUCUUUGCCACAGAAGGACGCGUGAUUGUCAAGUCUAUCUUCUCUCCUGCCUCUCAAUGUAACGUUGAGGGCACUGGAUCCGGAGUCUCUGGCUACGUCAGUGGUCUGAAGGCUCGUUACGAUCAGGCCAAGCGUCACUUGUGGGGAUCCCUCGACACUGGUUAUGCUUUGCGUCGUACACUGAUGGGCAUGAUUGCUCCUGGGUACGAAGCAACGAUUCCCUUGAAGAAUGCCAACGUUAACAAAUACGGAAAGGAAGAGACGCCAAAGCUCAAGUAUGAACCCUUGGUCAUCAUGGAGCUUCUUCACCGUCUCUUGGAGUCCCACAUCUUGAUGGGUCACUUGUUUGUCCUUAUUGUCACUUCGGCGUUGAUCUUACCCAUCCGCUCCUCGUUUUCGUACUCUGUUGCCACAUUCUUCUGGGGAUACCUCUCCAGUGAUCCUGUACACCCCUACGUCGAACUUGCCUUGAACGUGUCGUUCUGGACACGUAUGACGAUUGUUAUUCCUAACGUGAUCAUGAUCUGGUACUAUGAAAAGUACCAUCAGUGGGUUGGCUUCGAACGAUGGGCUUUGCAGGAGGCUCAGAUGCGUGAAUCCCAGACGUUGAAGGUUGGCGAAGCACGACGAGUGGACUCUGCAACGGACCUCAGCGGGGAAACGAUGGGCCAUGUAAAGAUUGCAUCUUCACAUGCUCACCUCCGCGUGCAACACCUUGGCAAGCGUGCCCAACUGUCUAGCGAGCGACGUUACCCGCGGAACCUGUUUGACUGGUUCACUAUUCCAGUCGCUGGUUUCCUGUUUUACGUCAUGCCCCAGUUCCACGCCCAAAUCUGCCAUUUGUUCACCGAACGUCUUGACUACAAGGUUGCAGCCAAACCUCAACUUGCCAAACCCGCGCAAAAUGCAACAAACGUGUCAAUGAUUUCGCCUGCGCCACUAUCGGAAGUGAUUGCAACUGUUGUGCCUGACAUGAAAAGCCCAACAGGUGCUGUACCGCUAAGUGUGCUUAUGAGCGCCAAAAUGAUGGGACGGGUUGUAGAAGCGGAUGCGAAAAGUGUCCGAAGCACGACAAGUAGUAAAGGUGAUGAAGGGUUUUUUGAAGAGUUUGUAGGAGUGGAGCGAACAGCGAGCAUAAUGGUGUAAAUUGGGUUAAUUGGGGUAUUUGGAACAUAAUAAUCUGGGAACUGCUCGCUUGCACGGUUAGGAAGGGUAGCAUUUUUUUUAUACAGUUCAAUCAGGUGCAAAUCUUGUAAAAUGAUUUUGCUAGUUGGAAUUUUUUAAUAUGUAAUCUUGUUGCACAGGA
Molecule: messenger RNA, 3836 nt
Organism: Spizellomyces punctatus DAOM BR117
Lineage: Eukaryota; Fungi; Chytridiomycota; Chytridiomycetes; Spizellomycetales; Spizellomycetaceae
Exons: 3
Coding region: 1565-3676 (703 amino acids)
Source: RefSeq, a predicted model, not a curated record